UUGUUUUGGCUCCAUGGCACAAGGGCAAGGGUUGUGCAUGGCGUGGGUAUUUGCAUAAUUAACAUGUAGAGUCAUUGUAGAUGUAUGGCUGCAGCUGCUUCUUUAGCCACCACGACAACAUGGCACCAAAUCCGCAACUACCGCUCACAACGGCUUUUAUUUCUUCUGAUCCAUCGGCACCAUCUGCAUCGAUGCCAACAUCUUCUUCCUCGUGAGUCGUCUCUUGAUCGUGCGUUCGAAGGCACAGCCUCUACACCACUGACCUUCUUUGACGGCACAGGCAAGUCAGUUGCUCCUUGUCGCCAAGUGUCGGUGCUGCUUUUGUGCGUCCCAACGACUGGUCUAGAAAAUUGACGCGUCGAACCAUGUCAGAAAGCAAAGAAGACGGAGGGUACUUCGAGAUGUACCCGAAUGAUGAUGAUUUCAAAAAAAUGCCGUUAGGAGACGACACCGACGUCGAAGCCAUCUGGGACCAGAUGUUCCGAACUUCACUCGCCCUCUUCAUUGUCUUCUGGAUCGCCAUCUACUUCUCGUACGGUCGCGAGCUCACCUUUGACCCUAGCGCCACAUGUCGGACCGACGUCUGCAGAGCGGCCCUCACUUACAGCGCAGACCUCAAGUCUUCUAACGCGUCGCUAGCGUGCGACGACUUCUACCAGUACGCUUGCGACCUGUGGAACGCUACUCACCCGUCCCUGCCGAAUGUCUUCUCUGCCCUAGAGGACGAGGCAGACCGAAAAAUUCACGGGUUCUGGAACAAGACAGGCCGCGCAAACCAAAGCCUUCUGGACAAGACAGCAACUUAUUACUUUUCGUGUAUGAGCGCUCUUGGCCGAAACGUCUCCUUCUGUAUCAACUUGGAAUCCUACCUGGAAGUCAGGGGCAUCAAGAUGCGAAACGUGCUGGACAUUCGCAAACUCUUUGUGGAAGCGACGAGGGCUUCAUCCGACGCGACGAAGCUGCGCUGGGGACCUCCACUGAGCCACACCUUAUGCUCAAGCUGCGCGGGAUAUCUUCAACGAUCCUUGAGCCUUCUGUUCGGCGUCUCCGUGCCCGCCAUUAUUAUAUACCAGGUAGAAACUCUCGACGAGCAAAUAAGAAAUUUCAACCAGACAGGCGGGAAUCACGAAGACUUCACGAAACGCCAGCUCUUAAGUCACAUCAACGUAUCAACACCAUACCUUGUCGACGCCUUCAAGUACGUCGCAGAUCGCGUCACCGUAUUAGAUCCCCACGUCUUCAAGUAUGCCGUAGGUCUGCUCUUCAGCAACGAGCACGUCAACGUCAGUGCUUAUUUUCUUCUGCUCAAGGUUCUACAAGAUCCACUGAACAGCGACUACUUGGUCUCCUCCACGCCGAUAGGUCAGCGACGUCGUAUCGCGCAAGACAUAUGCCGAAAGAAACUUCAAUCAAAAUUACUUCCGCUUUGGAACGUGCUUGCUUUAGACACCCUAGCGACCAAGCACAGCUCCAAGUUCGUUGAAAACACGUUCGAAAUCGUGAAGGCACGGGUCACGGAUCACAUCAGAGAGACGACGUGGUUGAAAACCGACAUCAAGGACCGCCUCAUGAGUGCUCUCCUUCAAAUGCUGAUUUCGUCUCCCGAAAGACAGGAAUUCAUGGGUUACCUCAAGUACAGAUACAGACGCAUGCCCAAGUUGGGACCCUACUUUUACGAGAAUGACUGGUUGCUCGAUGAAUACCACGACAGUUGCGACGGCAAUGCGGACAGACUCUGCGCAACGAUCCAGGACAGGCACCAGGACGAACUGAGAAAUAACACGGUCGACUUAACAGCCGUUCAUCAGCUACGUCCGUUUUACUACGCCGAAGCAGACGCCUACAUAAAUGCAGCGACGUUAUCCUACCACAUGUUCUACUUGAUUAUCCGCCACCUCUUCAGGGGCGCGAACCUGUCCAGCGUUCCACAAGCAAAGUGUCUUCAGGAUCAGUCGUCUCGGACAGGCCUGAGCUUGGAUGAUGUGCUAGCCCUGACCACGGGUUUAAGACUGGCUUACGAAGUCGGUAACCCCGAGCCACGAACACCCGAUGACAGAAUUGAUAAGGUAACGGAAGAUCAGCUGUUUUUCCUGAGGGCCUGCCUUCAAUUUUGUUCAGCGGACGCUAGGCAAGUGCACCGCGACCAGUGUAACACUGCGGUGAGAAACAUUCCGCAGUUCUACCUGGCGUUCUGGUGUCCGCCCGGGGCGCGACUUCCGAGUGGCGGUGUAUGUGAGGUCAUGUGAAUUUUCUCAAUCAAUCAAUCAAUCAAUCCAAGGGUGCCUGUAAAGCAUUCUCUGCCACUCUGCGCUGCUGAAUGUGAAGAAGCGCGUAUUGCUAACGUUGAAUUGUGGAUUUAUUCUCUGGUUGUUUUGAGGACUUUACUCAAGUAAAUGUUGUUUGAAUAAUCCGAAAG
Ornithodoros turicata is the source of this 2416-nucleotide messenger RNA. RefSeq lists its product as uncharacterized. Gene Ontology annotation, molecular function: metalloendopeptidase activity. Bases 366 to 2246 code for a protein of 626 amino acids. The record is from RefSeq and is a predicted model, not a curated record. Gene Ontology annotation, biological process: protein processing. Gene Ontology annotation, cellular component: plasma membrane. The transcript has 2 exons. NCBI's taxonomy places the organism in Eukaryota, Metazoa, Arthropoda, Arachnida, Ixodida, Argasidae.